AUGGGGGGACUAGGCAAGACUACUCUUGUAAAAAAAGUCUAUGACCACCAAAUAGUAAGAGGACACUUUGACUGCCAUGCUUGGAUCUUAGUCUCUCAAUCUUACAACAUAGAAGAUCUACUAAAGAGCAUAAUAAAGCAAUUUUGUGAGGCCAGAAGGGAGUUCCCAUUGCCAGGAAUUGACACAAUGGACGAACAGUCAUUGAUCAAUAUAUUAAGAGACUAUUUACCGCAAAAGAGGUAUGUGGUCGUAUUUGAUGAUGUAUGGAAAAUAGACUUUUGGGAUGAUAUAAAACAUGCUUUACUUGAUAAUCAUUUGGGUGGUAGAAUUGCAAUCACAACACGUAAUUGGGAGGUUGCUAAUUUUUGUAGAAAAUCUUCACCUAUUCAUGUUUACGAGUUGCAACCAUUGCCUCCCAAUGAGGCAUGGGAGCUUUUCUGCAAAAGGGGGUUCCAAUUUGAUUUUGGAGGACAUUGUCCCCAAGUGUUGGAGAAAUUGUCUCAUGAGCUUGUGGAAAAGUGUGAAGGAUUACCAUUAGCAAUUGUUGCAAUAGGUGGUCUUUUGUCAACCAAAGACAAAACUAUCUUGGAAUGGCAAAACUUGCAAAAUAGCCUUGGCAUUGAGUUGCAAAGAAAUCCACAUCUUUCAGCUAUCAACAAAAUUCUAUCCCUAAGUUUUGAAGACCUACCAUACAACCUUAAGUCUUACUUCUUAUAUCUUGAUAUGUAUCCAGAGGACUACUAUAUUAAUUGCAUAAAGUUGAUUCGACAAUGGAUAGCUGAAGGCUUUGUGAAAGAAAUUGAGGGUAAAACAUUAGAAGAGGUUGGACGAGAAUAUUUGACUGAACUAAUCCAUAGAAGCUUGGUUCAAGUAACAAGGGUCGACUUUGAUGGAAAAGUUAGACUAUGCCGACUCCAUGAUCUCUUCCGUGAGAUCGUCCUCCAAAAGAUGAAGGGUUUGAGUUUUGUUCAUGUUUUAUCAAAACAAGAGUCCAAGUUUGAGGGACUAACUUGUCGUAUGGCUGUAAAUAGAGUUUCAUAUAGUGUAUUGAAGCUAUUUAAGGACACACACAUUUUUUUCACUUUUAUUAUUCAAUCUUGA
This is a messenger RNA of Quercus lobata, 1101 nucleotides long. Its product is annotated as disease resistance protein RPM1-like. The coding region runs from base 1 to 1101 and encodes 366 amino acids. Gene Ontology annotation, molecular function: ADP binding. NCBI's taxonomy places the organism in Eukaryota, Viridiplantae, Streptophyta, Magnoliopsida, Fagales, Fagaceae. The record is from RefSeq and is a predicted model, not a curated record. The transcript has a single exon. Gene Ontology annotation, biological process: defense response to other organism.